Molecule: messenger RNA, 3758 nt
Organism: Triticum dicoccoides
Lineage: Eukaryota; Viridiplantae; Streptophyta; Magnoliopsida; Poales; Poaceae
Product: serine/threonine-protein kinase EDR1-like
Exons: 4
Coding region: 1441-2010 (189 amino acids)
Source: RefSeq, a predicted model, not a curated record
CACGGCCGCCUCCCAGCCAGCCAUCCUCCCACUCCGCACGUCCAGCCACCGGAUCCGGCGGUCCCUCCUCCCACCAUUGCCCUGUGGCCACCGGAUCCGACGGGAUCCUCCUGCACCUCCCUCCUCCCAACCCCGUCCAUCCACCUACCCCGGCUGCGACCUCCUGAGCCGGCCACCUCCCUCCUCCCAGGUGCUCAGCGCGGCUGCCGGCGACCGGAUCCGCCUACCCCGCGGCACGGGUGCUCCUUGCGCCGCCCACCACCUACCGUCGCCUGCCCCGCUCCACCCCGUCCGGAUUCGACCCGGAUCCCAUCUAGUUGCAGGUCAGGGGAGGGGGGCACCGGGUGUGGAGGAGAGGAGGCGCCAGAUCCAGGCGCCGCGCGGCCCUCCCGCUGGUGCAGCUCGUCCAUGCUCCGGGAAUGGAUCCGCCCAUCACCAGCUGUGGUGAUCCUCCGGCGAACACAGGGCACUCCGGCACAACAUGCCUCUGCCGGCGUUGAUGAGGACACCCUCGAUCUCCAUGGCCAGCCCCUGAAAUACUUGUUGCAGCUCUUUUCUAGCGGUUUUUGCAGCUCUGUUCUUCUCUAUGUGCAGUGCUCGGGGAGCUAGCUUGUCGCUGCAGGUCGCAUACGCAUGACGAGGUCCACGAGCGGGCGUUGGGGCGGGUCAGAUGCACUUUGUUUUUUUGUUUGAAGAAGAUUUGCAAGUUUUGAGUCUAUUGAGAUUAAGAUGUGCGGUUCGGCAUGUUCAUUCGACGCUCCAGUGCAGCGGGGUUAGCUGUCCAAUGCAGUUCGUUGGCGCGUCCCCAACAUCUCCUAUAGUCUGAAUCUCCUAGGGUCUGAAAAACUGCUCGCGCUAACUUGCUGCUCGGCCACUCUCCGCAGCGGCGAGCCCUGGCAACCAGAUCCAGGGACCCUUCCAGUAGGGUCGCCGGCCAUGCUGCACCGCCGCCAGAGCCCUGGUCCCGCCAGAUGGCGCGGGUGGUGCUGCACAGGGUGCACGGCCCGUCGCCGAUGAGACCAGCGGUUCACCUCUGCAGCUCAUGGGAUCGGGGGCUGAUGCGGUGCGGUUGAUGCGCUGACGAAGUUCAUGGAAUUUUUGGCAUUUUCAGAUUUCGCUUGGGCACAAAAAAAAUGCAGUUUCGCCUGGGUCUUCGGUGCAGUGUGAGCGGUGCAGGCUUGCAGUGCGCGCGGUGCUGGCAUGCAGUGCUCACGGGUCUGGCGUGCAGUGCAGUGCACCUCGGACCCCUCGUGCUUGUCUUGAAGUGGUCGUGCACCCCGACGGCCAAAGCCUGUGCGUGCUCAUCUUGAUGGCUGGCUGGCACUCUCGUGUCACACUCGUGCUGAUGCGGUUCACUUGUACUAUAUGUUAGUUCAUUUUUGCAUAUGCGAGAAAAAAGGAAGCAUCAUGUGCAUGUAGUUCCUUUUGUAUAUAUUUGCAAUGCCUAUCCUAAUUCCAGACUGCCAAAAUAGCGAAUACACUUGGGCUAGGAAAUAUGAGGUCUCAGGUUCCUGGUGGGAUUUCAACAAGAACAGCGUGAGUAGCAUUAGCAGCACUACUGGGACUACGGACAGCAGCGGUAUUGAGGGAGUAGAUUAUGAAGCAGACUGCUUAGAUUAUGACAUUCUCUGGGAAGACCUAGUAAUUGGAGAACAAGUAGGUCAAGGUUGUUGCGGAACAGUGUAUCAUGCUCUGUGGCAUGGUUCGGACAUGGCAGCUAAAGUAUUCUCCAAGCAGGAAUAUUCAGAAGAAAUGAUAAAUACCUUACGACAAGAGGGAGGCCUACACGGGCUUCAUGGGGUCCUUCGAGCAAGGCGUGUACAUGACAAGGCAGACCAUCGUCGCCGACAACAUCGUCCUCAAGGAGCAGCACCUGCUGGUGUCGCCGGCGUUUUGGCACAAAGUCAACCUUGUCGGCGCGGCCGGCGACAAGAUGGUGGGCCUCUACUUUCGAAGCGACAAUUUAUACCUAGCGGCCUUCCAGAACAAGUCUGGGCUCUUCUGCUUUAAGGGCAAGGAGGCGACGCUGCUCGGCACGCCGACGGCGCUCUCCUUCACGGGGGACUACGACCAGCUGUUGACCAGCUACCGAGACCUCGCCAACAUACCGAUCAACAGCAGCCUCCCAUACGACCACACGCGCUACCUGGCGCAGUACCGGGAUCGGUAAGUCGACGACACGACGCUCAAGCCCAGCCUCGCCUUUUACGUCCUCGCCGUCGCGGAGGCCCAGCGCUUCCCCGGCAUUGGGGACGCCGCCACCCAACACAUCGCCUUCAUGCAAUGGCGGAGCUUGAGCAAAAUUUGAAAGGGGCCAUGACUCAAGGGGAACAAAUUAGUAGGCCAGGAGGGGCUAAUCACUUGUUGAAACACUAAUUAGCCCUAAAAGCUAGCAUGCUCUUCAAUGAAUGCCAAAACUAAAGGGGGCCAUGGCACCACCGGUCUACACUAAGCACCACCGGUGCCUUCACGGGAGGCCACGCGCUCACCAUCCCGCGCUCCCUCCCGCGGCUCGCCGUGAACUGGUGGCGGCCCUGUCGUGGUCACGCCACGGCAUGACCGACGAGGCCUGGGAGAAGAACAAAGACGCCGAGGAUCUCAAGGCAGAACUGCUGAGCAUCAUCGGUCCCGGCGGCAAGCCCAAGACCAUCGACACAGCGGCGGAGGGCCUCUCACUCGUCCGCCCUAUCCGGCAGAGCACGCGGUGCUCUCCCGACAACUGAACGUCGACGCGCCGGCCGGCCACGCCAUCUCUCUGGUUGAAUAAAAUAAAAUAGCUUCGUUGUCCAUCGUCAACUCGAUCCAUUGCUGUCUAUCGGUGUGAUGUGUGAGUUGCUCGAAUAAAAUCAAGUUUAAUCUUCAGUCUCUUUUGAUUUCUCAGUUUGGGCUCAGUCUGCCUCUUGUCCUCCUCUGUUCCUGUUGCCGAUCGUUCGAUAUAAAGGGUAAUCGAACGAUGACCACUUCAUCCAUAUAAAGGGUAAUGAACCAGAUAAAGGGUUUUAUCGGUAAACUCCCAAUUGUGGUCUGGUGGCUGUUUUAUCGGUUUCAUUUCAAUGAAAUGAAAUUGGGAGUGAAAGCUCCUCUGUUCGGAAAAAGAUCUUCACUAUUAACGACACGAAAUGUAUCGCAAGGUCGGGAUUGUCCUCUGGGCAAAAAGAACAAAGGGACAGCUCAGGCUCAAACAUCUACUCAGUUCCCUUCGCCAAAAGAACAGAAUUCUGGCAAUGCAACAAUUAUUGACUUCAAAAAUUUCUGUAUAAAAGGUUCAUAAGAAAACCUACCAAAUUCAUAUAAUCCAGCCAUCUCUGCCUUUGGAGCUCUAGAUCAGAGGAGGUACCUAACACUACCAGAGUUAUGCUCGUGUUGCUUAUGUUCAGGUAUUAUUUUUCAUAUAUAAGAAACACCAAAAAGGAAAAACAUUUUUUUGCAUGAUACUCAUUUUUUUAACAUGGGUGCAAUACUCGCUAGCGCCCAUCAAAAUAUAGAAACAUCCAAAAGACAUGUCAUCUGGAAAUCCCACAAGAAUUUUGCAUAAAACUAUUAUAAUUUCUGUAAAUCCCACAAGAAUUUUGCAUAAAACUAUUAUAUAAAUCCCACAAGAAUUUUGCAUAAAACUAUUAUAUAAAUCCCACAAGAAUUUUGCAUAAAACUAUUAUAAUUUCUGUAAAUCCCACAAGAAUUUUGCAUAAAACUAUUAUAUAAUUUCUGCAAGGAAAUGGCAAAGUUGCCCCUGAUUAAAAUUUGAAAAACACUUGAUC